This is a messenger RNA of Elaeis guineensis (African oil palm), 1595 nucleotides long. NCBI's taxonomy places the organism in Eukaryota, Viridiplantae, Streptophyta, Magnoliopsida, Arecales, Arecaceae. The record is from RefSeq and is a predicted model, not a curated record.
GGACGUCGAUAAGAUAGUGUUGGACAAUAAAUAGAUUGGUAUGCAGCAUAAAACCAAUCCAAUCAAUAUCAUCCUGCCCACCGUAGAGAGAGCUCCGGUUUCGCUUUAAAACUUUAAAAUUUGAAGUAAUGAUAUCCUCCGCUGGCGCUUCACCUCAACUCCUACGUAUCCCAGUCGUCGCGCAGCAAUUAAUGUUCCAAAAUUAGUUCCCCAACCAAUACGAUUAUUUAUCACCUUGUUGAUGGAGAAUGUUGGCUUCCCCUUUCUCCCAAGGAUCCUUCCUUCUAAAACUUAGAGUUCUGGGCUGCUCUUUAGUUUCUACGUUCCUUUGCAUCUGGGCUUGGAUCAGAAGAACACAAAAUGAUUCAAAGGUAUGGAGUUUGUUGAUAAGCGAGGAAUAUCAUGUUGCAGUGCCUAGAGGCGUUCAAGCAUUUAUUCGCUUUUCUUUUAAGGUGCUGUGAUGUCGACUUGUACAAGCCGUCAAAAGGCCUUGAGGAUCCUGAACGUUUAGCCAGGGAAACUGAGUUUAGUGCAAGUGAAAUAGAAGCAUUGUAUGAGCUCUUUAAAAAGAUCAGUAGUGCUGUGAUUGAUGAUGGGCUGAUCAACAAGGAGGAAUUCCAAUUGGCUUUAUUCAAGACUAACAAGGAGAGCUUAUUUGCUGAUCGGGUAUUUGACUUGUUUGACACAAAACACACUGGAAUUCUAGGAUUUGAAGAGUUUGCACAUGCUCUCUCGGUCUUCCAUCCAAAUGCUUCAAUGGAUGAUAAAAUUGAAUUUUCUUUCAAGCUGUAUGAUCUCAAGCAGCAAGGUUUUAUUGAAAGGCAAGAGGUAAAGCAGAUGGUAGUGGCUACACUUGCUGAGUCUGGCAUGAAUAUAUCAGAUGAUGUCAUAGAAAGUAUCAUUGAUAAGACAUUUGAGGAAGCUGAUACCAAGCAUGAUGGGAAGAUUGACAAGGAAGAGUGGCGCAGUCUUGUCUUGCGGCAUUCCUCUCUGUUGAAGAAUAUGACCCUCCAAUACCUCAAGGACAUCACAACUACAUUCCCAAGCUUCGUGUUUCACUCUCAAGUCAACGAUACAUGAGCUCUUGAUUUGGCCCAGCUCUUAUUUGGAGUUCAUUACAAUGGUUUGCAUAGAAUUACUGGAUUUUAAUACCGUGUUCGUUGCAAAUUACUCAGGAGAAUGUUAUAUGAUGGUGUUGUUGGUUUCGAAGAUCAAUGCUGGCAUCCAGUUUCUUUGUUCAACCACAAUGCGCUGAUAUUAGGAAGUUGCUGAAACAUUGGUAUUGACAAGGCCUUUAUACACAUAACUGAAACAGUGGUAUUCACAUGGCUUAAUUACAUAAACAAAAGUUACUAUGUCAUCCCGUCGCCCUGCCAUUACUAAAAUUACUGAAUAUAUUGCUUUCUAUCUCAAUAGACCAUGCGAAGUUGGAUGCUUCUUGUACGGAGCAAUUACAUCUGGCAUUACAACAGCUUUUAUUUAUUGUAUUCUUAGUGCGCAAGCCAUGGACCGCUGAGCAAUGGUGUCAUUGGGUAUUGAUUAUGACCAAAUGCCUUGUAGCCAUGCUUGCCGAUACUGCCACGACGUGUAUCUAG